AUGAUAGCAGUUACAAAUAGUUUUCUUACAAAUACACCGCUUAUCACUUCAGCUAAUAUAUUAUCUAUAGUACCUAAAAAUGGACCAGUAGAUUGGUUAAAUUCAGCUGUCAAGGGUUUUUCAUUAUCUGCCACAGUUGGGAAUAAUCCUAAUCCUCUAAAACUUAUAAGCAAUCUUGACCUUGGUGAAGAAACCUUAAAAUUUACAACUGAUGAACCAUAUUCUCCUACAAUCUCCUCGAAAAAUGUAGUCGCCGAUUAUGCUUUACCUUUUAAUAUUAAUUUCAAAAUUUUAGAAGUAGGUCAAAAAAUAACUAUAGCACGUGAUAACAAAGAUAUUAUUACACUUGAAAGUCCUGAAGUACCAGUAAUCAGUACCCCAAAUCAAUUAUCCCUUAAUAUUUCAGAAACAAAAUUGCAAGUUCUUGAUGCUGGAAAAUUCUCCGACCUUCUUGCAGAUUUAGCAACGAAUAAAGAAUCCGAAGUUGUUGUCUAUGGAAAAACAACUAUUCUCACUAAUACUGAUAUACUUGGUCAAGCUUUAAUUCAAGGAAUUCCCUUUAACUUAACUACAACAUUUCAAGGUUUCGAUCAAUUUAAUAGCGAUGGAAAUCCUCCUGUUGUUCAAGAUCUUACCAUUUUAUCCGGAAGCUCCAAUCAACUAUUUAUGGGUAUCAUCGUAGUUCUUACAAAUCCUUCAAAGUAUUCUACAUCCGUCGGACAAGUAUCAUUUGAUAUGUUCUACAAAGACAAAAAAAUUGGUACCACUGUUAUCCCAGAUUUAUCUGUUGUUCCUGGACCUAACCCCGUUACUGUCAUGGCUAUUUUAGAUGAUCCAGGAAAAAAUCCUGAUACAGUAGAACUUUUCAAAUUAUUUCUUACCGGUCAGUCAGCUACCGUAAAUAUCAAAGGGAACGAACAUUCAACUAAUAUAACUAGUUUAAUACCAGCAUUCAAAUCCAUCAAUAUUCCAUCAAGUAUGCCUCCUCUCAAAACACCAUUCAUCAAAAGUUCUAGAAUUGUCUUUGAUAAUCAAACUGCGACUACUAAUGUUUCGACAGGAAUUGUUGAAAUGACAAAUCCUUUUGUAGCUCCAAUUUCAAUUUAUGCUAUGAACUCAUCAUUUAGUUUUAAUGGAAUUGAACUUGGAUCACUUGAACAAAAUAAUUAUAAUAAUCCAAUCUUUAUUCCUGGCAACACAGAUCAAACUCUUCAAUUUCCUGUUAAAAUGGUAUUGGAUCCCGUCGUAUCAUUUACAGUAUUAAGAACUUUAGCUUUACAAAAUAAUUUGGAUGUCACUGUUCUUGAUUCAUUAAUCGCUCUUAGUAAUGUUUCCGUUCCUGGGGCUGAUCCAAAUGCAAAUCCUACUCCAGAGGUUAUCCAAUCAUUUGAUAUGGCAAAAUUUGUUACAACAGCAAUGGCUAAAAUCCCUGUCACU
This is a messenger RNA of Rhizophagus irregularis DAOM 181602=DAOM 197198, 1437 nucleotides long. RefSeq lists its product as uncharacterized. Gene Ontology annotation, cellular component: fungal-type vacuole membrane. NCBI's taxonomy places the organism in Eukaryota, Fungi, Glomeromycota, Glomeromycetes, Glomerales, Glomeraceae. The record is from RefSeq and is a predicted model, not a curated record.